Haliotis rubra (blacklip abalone) is the source of this 977-nucleotide messenger RNA. Its product is annotated as probable serine/threonine-protein kinase dyrk2. The coding region runs from base 198 to 977 and encodes 259 amino acids. NCBI's taxonomy places the organism in Eukaryota, Metazoa, Mollusca, Gastropoda, Lepetellida, Haliotidae. The transcript is spliced from 6 exons. The record is from RefSeq and is a predicted model, not a curated record.
UAUCUAGCAUUUGGUGAUAUAUAGGAUGACAUUUGUUGUUAUUGUUUUAUUUCCACUUGUUGUUUGAUGUCAUAGCGUGUUUGUACUGAUUUCUAGUAAAUUAGUCCAUUAAUCGUUGUUUAUACAUAGUUAAUUGAUCUAUUCAUUUUAGUAAAUGAUUCGAUGGUUAUGUUGUAUUUCAGACGACUGAUGCAUCCAUGAUAACAACGACGACAACGUUCGUUAAGGCACUUUCAUCAGAUCGAACCAUCCUCGGCAUCAUCUCCUCGACGAGUGGAACCACGAUGACAACGUCUUCCUCGGACAACGAACAACGCAGUAGCACUUUGACUAUCAUUGUGAGGUCUUCGUCGGAGGAGAGCGGGACCACGAAGAAGGACGACGGGACCACGGGAGGAGGGAAGAAGAUCAUUGAUGAGCGCACGAAGGACAAGACUACGUCAUCGAGUGUACCGAGUUACAGUGAUUCCACUAAAAAGAAUGCAAUAACCACCCUGCUUUCGUUCGGCGAUACCAUCACCGAUACUACUACUACUACUACUACUACUACUACUACUACUACUACUACUACUACUACUACUACUACGCAUGCUGAUGUUAUGGCUGUUAGUGUUGUUAGUUCCCGUAACAACAUCCCUGAUGCUAAGACUAUUACUAACAACACCGGUGUAGUUGAUGUUCACACAACUACCAAUGCUGGAAGUACUACUGUUAAAGACAACUCAACUAUGACUCUAGCAGGAGCAGGGGAGAUUAUCACAAUUGCGUCAACGGUGUCCGUUACAAUGAUAGUGGUUAUGGGAGGAAUUGUUCUGGGUAUUCUUAUUCACAUCAAACGACGUCGUCGACGAUCUAUGGAACUGGAAAAUAGAGGACGAGGAUUCAAUCUCUUCACGGAUACAAGCUCUCCUCCGCGUAACGUAUUCGAUGAGAUCAUGAUUAACGAAGCGGAGGAAAUAGAAAUGUUCUCCCAGUAA